AAUCCAGGCAGGGCAGGGGCUGAUAGGCUGCCCGGCAGGAAAGCGCCUUACGUAGGCAACCGGCUCCGCUCUCAACUUGCCACCCGCGCCGGGAGAAGCCGCUGGCAAGCGAAGCCCCGAGCCCCUCGCCCAUCGCCCACCCGCCCUCCGCCAUGGACUGCUGCAAUGAAGGGGCCUGCACGAAGCUGGACGAGGACAUCCUGGACAUCCCCUUGGACGAUCCCGACGCCAACGCGGCGGCCGCCAAGAUCCAGGCGAGUUUCCGCGGCCAUAUGACCCGCAAGAAGAUCAAAGGGGGGGAGAUGGAGCGGAAAACCAAGGAGGCCGAGUGCGCCAACAGCCCCCGCGGCGGCGACCUCCGCAACGGCGACUAGGUUGCCAAGGAUCCCGGACCCUCCGCUGCCCCCCUGCACCCGCUUGGCCCCCCCAUGUACCCCCGGCCCCCCCCGGGCCCUGCCCCUGCCUCCUCCCAAUAAACCCCCCCGGGGUCCCGCCCGGCCUCGGCGCCUUCUGACGUCA
This is a messenger RNA of Calypte anna (Anna's hummingbird), 519 nucleotides long. It is a transcript of the gene NRGN, whose product is annotated as neurogranin. The transcript is spliced from 3 exons. Bases 153 to 374 code for a protein of 73 amino acids. The record is from RefSeq and is a predicted model, not a curated record. NCBI's taxonomy places the organism in Eukaryota, Metazoa, Chordata, Aves, Apodiformes, Trochilidae. Gene Ontology annotation, molecular function: calmodulin binding.